Molecule: messenger RNA, 650 nt
Organism: Spodoptera litura
Lineage: Eukaryota; Metazoa; Arthropoda; Insecta; Lepidoptera; Noctuidae
Product: breast carcinoma-amplified sequence 3 homolog
Biological process (GO): response to starvation; autophagy
Cellular component (GO): cytoplasm
Source: RefSeq, a predicted model, not a curated record
GUUUGAAACAGCAGAUAUAAACGAGCCAACACCUGAAGGCGACAGUGACAAUGAUGAGUCUCCGUUGCUCCUAAUCCUGGGCUACGGAGCUGGUGUCCAAGUCUGGCUGAUACCCCCUACUGGGGAGGCCCAGGAGGUGUUGUCAUGGCGACAAGGCACAGUGAGGGUGCUCCGUAUACUGCCUACUCCGCAGCACGGCGACUGCUUCGCGUCGAAGAGGCCCCUUAUUGCCUUGUGUGAUUCUGCCAGCCCCGGUCCAUCUUUUUGCUCACUCAGUUUCAUUUCCAUCAGAGGUGGUGAACAGGUAAAAAGCAUCAAAUUCAAGAACCCCAUUCUCGAUGUGUUGGCGAACAAGCGAUCAGUGGUGGUGUCGUUUUCCGAACGUUUUGCGAUAUUCGACGCUGCGACUCUAGAAGACCGAAUGGCCGUCACUACUUGUUACCCCUGCCCAUGUCCUUUGGGCGGCAGCUUGCCAAUCAACCCGUUGGCGCUUGGAGACCGCUGGUUAGCAUAUGCUGAUAAGAAACUUAACCAGUCCAAGAGGAGCAGUGGGGGGUGUGAAGGUAAGAUUUCGCAAACAGAAUAUACUUUUUGUUUUACACCAGGGGGAAAUCUAAAGCUCUCUGGGCAAAAUAUCUAGACUCUUUUUU